Dovyalis caffra is the source of this 1260-nucleotide messenger RNA. Lineage: Eukaryota; Viridiplantae; Streptophyta; Magnoliopsida; Malpighiales; Salicaceae. The record is from the annotation of a GenBank genome assembly.
AUGGUGAGAAAGAGCAGGGGUCGCCAAAAAGUGGAGAUGGUGAAAAUGUCGAAGGAAAGCAAUCUCCAAGUAACCUUUUCGAAACGUCGGUCCGGACUUUUCAAAAAGGCUAGCGAGCUUUGCACUCUUUGUGGUGCUGAGAUUGCCAUCAUCGUCUUUUCUCCUGGAAAUAAGGUCUUCUCCUUUGGCCACCCUGGUGUGGGGACGGUCAUCGACCGUUACAUCACUCGAAACCCUCCUCAAAACUCAGGUGCUAUGCAAAUUCUUGAAGUUCAUCGAAAUGCCACCGUCCGUGAACUGAAUGUGCAGCUCACCCAGGUGCUAAACCAAAUUGAGAUGGAGAAAAGGCGUGGAGAAGAGCUUAACCAAAUGAAGAAGGCUGGUCAAAGUCAAUGCUGGUGGCAGGCUCCCAUUGAGGAACUUAAGUCGCCUCAAAUUGAGCAGUUGAAGGUAUCUCUAGAAGACCUAAAGAAGAAUGUGACGAAGCAAGCUGAAAAACUACUAAUUGAAAGUUCAGCUCCUCCACAAUUUUUUGCUUCAAGUUCCGGUGGAGGAAUUUUUCCUUAUGAUCGAAAGGUAGGCGGUUUCAAUCCAAAUAUGGUUGCAAUGGUGAAUAAAAAGCCUAGCAUGGGUCGCCAAAAGAUUAAGAUUGAAAAAAUACCCAAGAAAAAUCAUCUACAAGUCACCUUCUCUAAAAGACGAGCUGGUCUUUUCAAGAAGGCUAGUGAGCUCUGCACUCUUUGUGGGGUUGACAUAGCAAUAGUAGUUUUCUCCCCAGCUCAAAAGGCCUUUUCAUUUGGCCACCCUGAUGUUGAUUCUAUCAUGGAUCGAUUUCUUAUACGAAACCCACCUCCUUCAAGUUCUGGCACUCACCUACUCAUCGAAGCGCAUCGUAAUGCUAACGUUCGUGAGCAGAAUAUGCAGUUAACUCAGAUUCUUAAUCAACUGGAGGCAGAAAAAAGGCAUUCAGAAACACUUAACCAAAUGAGAAAAAAUAGUAGAAGCCAGUGUUGGUGGGAAGCUCCUAUUGAAGAACUAGGAUUGCAUGAACUAGAACAAUUGAGGGAUGCACUGGAGGAGUUAAAGAAGAAGGUAACAAAAGAAGCCGGCAAGGUUUUGAUAGAGUCCACUAAUUCUUUGCCAUUUUCGCCGGUAAAUGGUUUUGGGCCGAUCGGAAAUUUUGAGACAAAACCUGAGAUUAGUGUUUCUUCUACUAUUCCUCGUGUCAACAAUUUUGGUUAUGGGCAUGGGCUUUUUUAA